Metarhizium robertsii ARSEF 23 is the source of this 1311-nucleotide messenger RNA. Its product is annotated as transcription factor Zn, C2H2. NCBI's taxonomy places the organism in Eukaryota, Fungi, Ascomycota, Sordariomycetes, Hypocreales, Clavicipitaceae. Bases 1 to 1311 code for a protein of 436 amino acids. Gene Ontology annotation, biological process: DNA-templated transcription. The record is from RefSeq and is a predicted model, not a curated record. Gene Ontology annotation, molecular function: zinc ion binding; DNA binding. Gene Ontology annotation, cellular component: nucleus. The transcript has 2 exons.
AUGGACAGCCCGCUGCUGCCUUCGCUGAGCCGCAAGGACACCGUCCUGGGCCGCGUGACGCAGCUCUCGGAAAGAUACUACUCGGCUGCAAUAAAGUGCCUAGACAUGGACCACUACCUAUGGCGUCACAACUUGACCACUCUCCAAACUCUCCUCCUGAUCAUUUACGGAAUCCACCACAGCCGCGGGCAGACCUGGACACUGCUCGGGCUCGCAUACCACCUCGCGCUCUCUGUUGGCUGCCACGUCGACCCUUCUGCCUUUUCCCUCGACACCGCGUCCUGCGAGGAGCGCCGGCGCUCCUGGCUCGCUCUCAUGAUGCUCCUCUGCAACCAAAACAUGUCCAUGGCGGGCUUCGACAUCCUCCACACGGCCAAGUCCUUCUCUAUACGGUUGCCGGCGGAAGCGCUGGACCAAGACUUGCCCGACGGCGCACACCCGCCGCCGCCUGGGCAAGUCGGCCUCACCCCCGUCGGCUACUUCAUCCGCAAAUACCGCCUGUUCCAACUAUCUUCCGAAAUCUGCAGUCUGUCCCCGGCGAAGCAGCAGGCGGACCCUACGCUGCUCCGGAGGCUCGACGCCGCCCUCCGCCUCGAGCAAGACCGGCUGACGCAAAUCCGCGACAAUGCGUCUGGCGCAUCGGCCGUCUUCAGAAACCUGCUGCUCAGCUUCUCGCACCACUUGAUCGUCCUCCUCCACUGCAGGGUGUUUAGGCGCCCUGCCCCGAGUGCCGACGACGACGCCUGGUCGAAGGAGUGUUGCUGGGACAGCGCACGGCAGGUCCUUGCCCUGCAUGCCGACUUUGCCCAUUUACCUGCCUUCAAGCCUCACAGGUGGUAUAUCCGCGGCCGGGGCGCAUUCCACGCCUUCCACGCGGCUGUCGUGCUGGUCCUGUUGGUGUCUGCAGACAGACGCGGCUCGCCGAGCGCAGAGGUGAUGCAGGCACUUGGGAAUUGUUUACAAUGUUUGGAGUCGUUUGGGACGCAGAGCCAAAUCUGUGCCCGGUCCGCAAGUAUUCUAGGCCAUCUGCUAACAAAGGUUACAAACUCGACCUCGUCAUCGCAGUCGCAGGGUGCUAAUGUCGAGGCUGGAGUGCAGACAUCAAGCGCAGGGCUUGUGCCCGUGGAUGAUGCGAGCUCAUCGGGCGCGCAAGUUCGCCAACAGCCUGAGAGGCACGGCGGAGGAGGGUUAAUGGACGGGGUUGAUUUGAACAACUUGCUUGGCAACUUUGCGCCUGGCCAGUGGCUUGAUGCUGAUUAUAUUGAUUGGCAACAGCUGGACAUGUUUAUGCCGUGGUCUGAUACCGUGUAG